Molecule: messenger RNA, 1905 nt
Organism: Amoebophrya sp. A25
Lineage: Eukaryota; Dinophyceae; Syndiniales; Amoebophryaceae
Source: the annotation of a GenBank genome assembly
UGUACGUCAAGCCACACCAGACAAUGGCGUCCGUUUUGUUGUUGAACAGCAAUUUUUACAACAUCGAUUUGUGUUGAUGACAGCUUUGCUCGUAAGUAUAAGCUUUUACUUUCGCGUGCUGAGUCACCUUCUUAUAUAUGUGUAGUAACAUAUUGAUUUUAUUAGGCUUAUUUUUGUUUUUCCUCCAGGGUCUGAGAUUGAGUCUGGUCACGACUGCCGCACACCCUCUCUUUCAUUACUUUUCUUACUGAGCACGCAGGCCAACGCUAUCCGGCCUCUUGUCAAGAAAAAAAAUGGAUCGCGCUUACGCUAUUGGUGUUACUCAGUCUAGGUUACGGGUCGCAAAGCAAUUACGUUGGAGGAAUAGUUCAUCUACUCUUGUUCAACCACCUCGUCUCCCUUGUGUUGGAACAGCAGUUGUUCCGAAUACAUUGUCUGUCCCCGUUGUAUGUUGGGAUAAGCAGAAGUAUGUGCAAGGAUUUUGUGCUGCCACAUCAAGUGCUAGACUUCGAGCAAGUAGUACUAGUCUUCCCGGAUCAAGUUCAAGGUCUAUUUCAUCAACCUCCAGGUCCAGUUACGGUUGUGGUAGACCAUGUAGGCUUAACGUUACAGGCGUCGGGCCAGCUGACACUGCGUCUAGGCAGAUUAAUCGUCCCCCUGAAGAAGGCAAUUUACCGACCUCACCAUGCAGACUGAGCCUGAGCGGUCAGAGUUUUAUUCAACGCCGAGGCGACGACAAAAGGAUAUUGUCAUUACGGGCUCAUGAUGCAGCCGCAAUAGGGCUGCGGACCCGCAGUCGUGUCCAUGAGCGCUAUUUUGCAACAUCCAACGGCGAGAAGGUCGACGCUAAAUCAAGCCCGCCACCAGAAGAGCGAGAAGAAGAGGGGACUACAAAAAAGUCAUCAGCGACAAAGGCCUCAUUUUCUUCAGCAGACGGCAAGAAAGAGGGAGAGAAUGCGGAAAAUGAAGAGGAAGACGAGCGAGCGAAAAAAGAGGAAGCGUUCGAGAAAGAAUUGCAGACGCUGAGCAACCAAAUCCUGCUAGCGGUUGGCUCUCUUUCAUUGGGUUUUAUGACACUGCGUUUCUUCGUGCCACGGUUUGGGCCAGGAGCACUCAUUGCAGCAGCGACUUUCGUGGGCAUCGUGGCGAGUGUGCUUCAAGGAGCGCUUCUGUGGCCAGCAUAUGUCCCACUUGGUCUACUCGCAGCAUACCAGUACGGGUAUUUUUCACCCAGUCUCAGUUUUUAGAAUAAGCUGACAUACUGGUCGGACUUUUGCAAUGCGAUGGUGAUUAUUUUAGUGAGGGAGACCACAUUGCUUUUAUUUUUAUUUACUUUUACUAACUAUUACUUACAAGAACAUCACCUUCUACUAAUCUACUAAUCCACACAAUCAAACGAUCAUUCUUGUUCUACACAUUGUACUACAGGUGGUUGCAGUUCGAGGCCUGGCGCCUGAAGAGUUUCGAACAGGCGGCGCUCGUUGAAGCAGGCCACACCUCUUCCAACGCAGACAACAGCAAUCCGGGCUCUGUUGACUUAACUCCGUAUGAGACAAACAAAGUCCGGUUAUCAGUCUUCCAAGCCGUAGUUGGAGAGCCUCUUCAGGGUGAUGAAAAUGCAGGCAAAGAUGAGCCUUCUAAGCCGCGUUUGGUGAUACGCGGCAGUCGUAAGAGUAUUUUUCAUGCCUGGGCUGUGGACUCCAUCGAACAUUUUGAUGCUGAAACAACGCAAAAUAGAACAAGCAACAUCUUUGCAGGCCGCCGUCGCUGAUGAUCAAAUUGAAAACCCGAAGAUGAUCAUGAUGGUGAUGGUGAUGCCUGGUGUGGAUAUAAAAGUGCAGGAUGACUCACAUUCAGAUCGAGGCACAGCGACGCGCAGUGCAUUACAUAUUGCAUUUCUAAGAU